Xenopus tropicalis (tropical clawed frog) is the source of this 3104-nucleotide messenger RNA. RefSeq names its product NOC2-like nucleolar associated transcriptional repressor (gene noc2l). Lineage: Eukaryota; Metazoa; Chordata; Amphibia; Anura; Pipidae. The coding region runs from base 260 to 2593 and encodes 777 amino acids. The transcript has 19 exons. The record is from RefSeq and is a predicted model, not a curated record. Gene Ontology annotation, cellular component: nucleus.
CAAUUUUAAUUUCACAGUCAAAAGUAAGAGGUAUCGUUGCUUUCCUUUUAAUUUGUCCAAAUGAGGCGUAAUAAUACCCGACUGAUUACAUCUUCGUAUCUACGUUAUAUGGGCAAAUACUAAGUUGUCGACGCCCUACAGUACUUGCAACUCGCUCGCAGUUUCAAGAACCAGGAAUUCUGCAACCACAAAACUUGUCUGCCAGCCGCGGGGGAUUGUGGGAGAGGAAGCUCUAAACACGUGGGUAAGAGAGCGCAGCAUGGCGGCCGCCGGCAAGAGGAAAUUAGCUGACCUCAAUGUAGAUGAAUUUCUAACUUCAGCUUUUGACUCAGAGGGAGAUGAGGACUCUGCAGAGGAAUUCAGUGAAAAGUAUCCGGAUAAAGAGGAAAGAGCAAAACAAGUGAAACAGAAGAAACCUCUGAGGAGUAAAAAUGAACAAAAUAAAGGAAAAACGAAAAAGGGUAAAGCAUCUGAGCACAAAGACCAACUGUCCCGCCUUAAGGAAAAAGAUCCUGAGUUUUAUAGGUUUCUGGAGGACAAUGACAGAAAACUGCUCGAUUUUAAUGACUCUGAUAGCUCAGAUGAGGAGAGUGGUGCUCAUCAGCUGCCUGACCACCUGGAGGAAAUGAGCGGGGAAGAGGAUCAUGUUGAUGAAGGUGAAAAUAAAGAGGAGGCUCAGAAGAAAAAGAAGAAGAAACUUGAGCAGAUAAUUGUGACCAUAAAGAUGGUAGAAAAGUGGAAGUCAGAAGCCAAGACUGAUCUUAGGCCCAGACUAUUCCAUGAGAUUGCACAAGCCUUUAAAGCAACUGUAGCAACCACAAGGGGCGAGGAAGGUGAUGAUCCCAGCAAGUUCAAGGUAGUUGACAGUGCAGUGUUCAACGCCUUGGUGUCCUUUUGUAUUCGUGACCUGUUUGUACACUUAGAGAAGAAGCUUCAGCUGAAGCCUGCAAGAGGCACUAAAUUGGUAAAUCCUGCUGGCAGUGUGCUUUGGAAGAAGCUUCGCUUGGACAUUAAAAUGUACCUGAAUUCUCUAAUCCAGCUGUUGACUUGUCUGACAGAGGCCACCGUGGGAGCAGCGGUUUUGCAACAUGUGAAUAACAUUGUACAUUUUUUCCUGUGUUUUCCAAAGCAUACCAGACUUCUUCUAAAGCAAUGUAUUGUUUUGUGGAGCAGUGGUGAGGAAACUGUCAGAGUUGUAGCAUUCUUGGUACUGAACAAAAUCUGCAGACACAGACAAGAUACUUAUCUUAACCCUGUGUUAAAGAAGAUGUAUAUUUCAUAUGUGAAAAAUUCCAAAUUCACAUCACCCAAUGUUCUGCCAAUGAUCAACUUCAUGCAGCGAACUCUGACAGAAAUGUACUCCCUAGAUGUGCAGGCCUCAUAUCAACACAUCUUUAUGUACAUCCGGCAGCUUGCUAUCCACCUGCGCAGUGCCAUGACCCUCAAAAAGAAGAUGGCUUACCAGUCUGUGUAUAACUGGCAGUACAUUCAUUGUUUGUACCUCUGGUGUCGAGUGCUUAGUACUAUCCAUCCCAAUGAAAUUCUGGAGCCUCUGAUCUAUCCUCUUGUGCAGGUCAUAACUGGCUGCAUCAGGCUUGUCCCAACUGUGCGCUAUUUGCCACUUCGGUUUCACUGCAUACGUGCAUUAACGCUGCUGUCAGAGAGUACAAGUGUCUUUAUCCCAGUGUUGCCAUUCAGCCUGGAGAUCUUUCAGAUGGUGAAUUUUAACAAGAGGCCAGGUCGGAUCAGUGUGAAACCCAUUAACUUUGCUGUGAUCCUAAAACUGUCCAACACCAAUUUGCAAGAGAAAGUCUUCAGGGAUGGAAUUAUUGAGCAAAUUUAUGACCAGAUACUGGAAUAUCUGCACAGCCAAGCUCACUUCAUUGGAUUUCCUGAACUGGUCCUUCCCUGUAUUCUACAGUUGAAAUCUUUCCUAAAGGAAUGUAAAGUUUCCAAUUACUGCAAGCCGAUGCGCCAACUGCUGGAGAAAAUCCAAGAGAACUCUGCCUACAUAACCAGCAAGAGACAGAAGUGCACCUUUGGCGUAGCUGACAGACAAGCUGUGGAUAAGUGGGAAAAACAGAUGAAGGAUGAGGGGACUCCCCUGACUAAAUAUUACAGCCACUGGAAGAAACUGCGUGAGAAGGAGAUACAGCUGGAGAUCAGUGGCAAGGAGCGGAUGGAAGAUUUGAAUCUCCCCGAGAUAAAGCGGAAAAAGUUAGAGAAAAAGGAAGAAGAUAAGAAAGAAUUCAAAGAUCUCUUCGACUCCGACAGUGACUCUGAGGGUGGCAGCGUAGGAUUAUCGCUCAAAGAGAAAUCCAAAGCCAAGAGCAUGGAAGAGUCCUCAGAUGAGAAUUCCGAAUUAAGCAGUGAAGGAGAGGAGGGCGAGUAUGAGGUGCAAGAUGACGAGAGCAGUGACCUAGAGGGGGAAUCACAGGAUGAAGACAAGGAGGAGGAAGAGAAAGGGGAUAAAACCGCAGUCCAGAAGAAGCAAAAGAAGGGGGUGCAGCACCUCUCACAGACUGACCUGAAAGAACUGGCACAGGGGGAAGACGAUAUUGUCCAGGAUCUUGAAUUCUCAGACGAUGAGUAAACAUUUUGAUAUUGCACCAAUAACCCUUUGUCAGCUGGAUACAAUCAUGGCCGUCUGCUCCAAUCACCUCUCCCUGCUCUGCAGUCCUUUGAAGGGAAAUAAAAGGAGUCCAUCUUUUGUGGCCAUUGCUGGCAUUGGCAUUGGCUAUGAACAUCUUUAAUAGUCCCAGAACAGACAACUGAGUUCUGUAGCAGGCAAAGGACAAUAUAUAGAUAUAUAAUUACAUGUAUUGUGUUUCUUUUGUGACAUCACAACAGUUAAAUAAGAAAGUUAAAUGAAUGAGCUUCCUUCCUGCCAUCAUGGACUCACCGGCAGCACCUUCUGUCCAAUAGUCUGACCCCAUGCAGAGUGCAAACCAGAAGGCUACGUGGGGCUGCAAAAGUUGCAUCUUCAAAGCUUUCAUCUUCAAUUUGUAAUCACCUUUUUUUCAGUUGCAAUAUCCUUCUGUAAGAAUAUAUGCCAAACAGAUACACUUCUUUGUUUUAAAAGUAACAAACUGAUUUCCACUCAG